UAAGCAGCAAGGGGCAGCUCCGCCCCAGCAGGAACGGCUCCUCGCCCGCCUUCCCAUCCGCCCCAGAAAACAUCGUCCCAUCUCGGCGAGCGGUGUCCCUGCAAACCUGCUGCAGGUUUGGUGAUGUUCCCAGUGAUGCCAAGCUCGUGCAGGCUGGUUGUCUACGUGCUGCUGGAGCUGGGGUGCCUGCUGGUGGAGGGGCUAUCCCUGUCCUGCCCCCCUGCCUGCCAAUGCUACGACACCUCCAAAGUCUUCUGCUCAGAGGAGAGGAUGCGGGAGAUCCCGGCGGGCCUGCCAGGGAAUGCCACCCAGCUCUUCUUCGUGGAGACGGCCCUGAGCAGCGUCCGCAGUGGGGCCCUGGGCUCCAGCACCACCCUCACCAAGCUGGUCUUCCUCAACAACAACAUCCAGGAGCUGGAGGCUGGUGCCUUUCAGGGUCUGCCCAGCCUCACCGAGCUGGAGGUGUCAGGCAACCCCUUGCCAACAGUCAGCCCGGGGAUGCUGAUGGGGCUGCCCAGCCUCAGCAAGCUCUCCCUGGCUGCCAACGCCUUCCGCUCCCUGCAGCCGGGGCUCUUCACCCCUGUCUGCCACCUGCAGGACCUGCGCUUGUCAGGGAACAAGAUCGAGGCACUGCCCAUCGGCAUCUUCUACCCGCUCGGGCACCUCCAGACUCUGGACCUCUCCCAGAAUGUCUUGGCUGAGCUGCCAGAGAGGCUGCUGGCCCCCCUCACCACCCUCCGCCUCCUCAAGCUCAGCGACAACCUGCUGGCGUGGGUGCCCCCCGGUGCUUUCAGGGCACUGGGCCAGCUGGCCGAGCUCCACCUGGACGGUAACCGGCUGGAGGAGCUGCCGGACGGUGUCUUCACUGGGCUGGGGGGGCUGCGGCGGCUGCAGCUGCAGCACAACGCGCUGGGCAGCCUGGCCCCCGACAUCUUUGCCGGUCUCCCCAACCUCACCGUCAUCAGCCUGGAGGGCAACCGCCUGGCCACCUUAGCUGCCACCCUCUUUGCCGGCACCCCUGGCCUCCUCCACCUCUCGCUGGCCCGCAACCAGCUGGAGACACUGCCCCAGGGGCUCUUUGCCAACCUCUCGGCGCUGCAGACCCUGGUGCUCUCACACAACGCCAUGGCCCACCUCCCCGCCGGGAUUUUCCAGGGGCUGGUGGGGCUGGUGGAGCUGCAGCUGAGCCACAACAACCUCUCCAGACUGCCGGCUGGGCUGCUGGCCGGGCUGCCCCUCCUCACUGCCCUGCAGCUGGACCACAACCGCCUGGCCCGCUUGCCCCAGGGGCUUUUUGAUGCCAACGGGGAUCUGGCACGCCUGGGACUGGCCUACAACCCCUGGGCCUGUGACUGCCACCUCACCUACCUCCUGGGUUGGCUCCAGGGCUUUGCUGAGCCCCUCACCCAUGCACAAGCCUUCUGUGUCAGCCCCGCUGCUCUCCGGGGACGGUCCCUGCUAGAAGUCCCCCAGAGACAGCUGAAGUGCCCAGGAGUGUCUGGCGUACCCCCAGAGGAGGGCUUGGACAGGGAGCCAAGGGAGGAUGCUCCGGAACGGUGCACCUACAGCAACUCCGAGGGCACCAUAAACAUGGCCUGCGAUGCCACGAGCUGCCAGCAGCUCAGCCUUCGUCUCCCUCCUCCUUCUCCUCCUCCUCCUGGUGUACCAGGCCAGCUGGCGUACCAGGGUGCCUGGGUGCUGCGCUCCCGCUGCGGCACGCUGCAGGUCAGUGUCCUCAUCACCGCACGGAGUGAGGAUGAAACCUCACCAGGUCUCCCUGCUGAAGCUGGCCAGGUGAUGGGACCCCAGUCUGGUGACCUCGCUCCUCGCCUGGUGUGGCUCACUCCGGUGGCUGGACUCCUUCGCAAGUGCUCGGCCAAGACAAUGUACCGGCAUUUCUUUCUCCUUUUCUGCCUCUCCUUUUAUCACUAUAAAUGCCAAGAUCAAAUCCCAGGUGAAGAUCCUUAUGAAAUGCCCAAAGACUACCAGGAGGUCUACAGAGGGACAAAAAAUGACAUCACAGAGAUCCCAAAGAUUGCAAAGCCCUUCAUUUCUGAGAUGAUCUUCGUGCAAACCAGCAUCACUGCUAUAAAGAAAGGUGCCUUCAGGUACAUGCCCAACCUGAUCAAGAUUUUAUUUAUUGGCAACAAGAUCAAGACAGUUGAACCUGGGGCCUUUGACAGUUUGGAGAAGCUGAGGGACUUGGAGAUCUCUGGUGCCUUAUUAGAGGAACUAGCUGUGGGUACCUUCCAAAACCUCCCAAGCUUGCAGAGGCUGGAGCUGAGGGACAGCCACCUCAAACAUAUCCCUAAAGGCCUGUUUGAUGGGCUGGAGAACUUGGGAGAGCUCUCCCUGCAUAUCAAUGCAAUCCCUUCUCUUCCAGAUGGCGUUUUUGAUUCUCUCAUCAAUCUAACGUUUUUGGACCUGGCUAGAAACAGGAUCACAGCUCUUCCUGGGGAUGCCUUUAGCAAACUCCCCCGUCUGCAAGUCCUCCGGCUAUAUGAGAAUGAGCUACAGGACCUCCCAGAGGAGCUGUUAGAUGGUCAGCCAGGUCUGUUGGAGCUCAGUCUCCAGAGGAACAGGCUCAAGGCGCUGCCACCCAUGCUUCUGAGGAGCCUGCCUCACCUGGAGAAACUCCUCUUGGACAACAACCUCAUCGGGGCUCUCCCACUCCAGGGAUUUUUUGGUUUAAACAAAUUGAAGCUGCUGACUCUGGAUUCAAACAACAUUACAGAGCUCCCCUGCUGCCUUUUUGACGCCAUGCCGCAGCUGCGUGAGCUGGACCUGAGCAGGAACAGUUUGGCUACACUUCCGGAUGGCAUCUUUGUCAACCUCACAUCUCUUGGAAAACUCGUCUUGUCCCACAACCAGCUAGCAACCCUGCCAAGAGGAGCCUUCGCUGGGCUCAGCAAGCUUUCAGAUCUCCAGCUAGACACAAAUCAGGUCUCUGCUCUGGAUGGUGACGUCUUUGCUUCUCUUCCAAAUCUGAAAACCCUCAACCUUCGGAAGAACCAGCUGGAGAGUGUCCCCCGAGGGCUCCUGGACCCCCUGAAGAAGCUCAGCUCAGUGUAUCUGAGUGGGAACCCGUGGAGAUGUGACUGCAAUCUCUGCUACCUGCACAGCUGGAUUCUGGGGAACAGUGAGAAAGUUAAAUUGUCCACCCAAGUGUCAUGCAAGAGUCCACCCCACCUGUCAGGGCGAGCAGUGACAUCACUGAAGGAUGACCACUUAAUUUGCCCAGUUACUCUUCCUCUUUCAGCUGCUUUUACCUCAUCUCUGCCAUUUGCUUCCACGCCACCACAAAGGAUGUCAGCCUCGCUGUCACCUGGAGCCUUGUCCGCUGCAGCACCAACCACACUGUCAUUGGCAGCUUUUCCCAUCAUGGCACCGCCAGCCAUGCUGUCACCUGUGGCCACCUCUGCCAUGUUCCCCACCAUGCCAGUGAAGGCCUUCUUCACUGCUCCAUCAUCAGCCAUGCCAUCUAAGACUUUCCUCACUACCCCAUCAUCAGCUGUGCCACCCAAGACCUUCACCACAACAUCAACCAUGUUGCCCAAGGCUUUCAUCACCACCCCAUCAACAGCUGUGCUGCCUGAGGCCUCCAUCACCACACCAUCACCAGCUGUGCUGCCCGAGACCUCCAUCACCACACCAUCACUGACUAUGCUGCCUGAGACCUACAUCACCACCUCGUCAUCAACCGUGUUGCCCAAGGCUUCCAUCACCACCCCAUCACCAACUGUGCUGCCCAAGGCCUCCAUUACCACCCCAUCAUCAACCAUGCUGCCCAAGGCUUCCAUCACCACUCCAUCACCAGUUGUGCUGCCCAAGACCUCCAUCACCACUCCAUCACCAGCUGUUCCACCUGAAGCCUCCAUCACCACCCCAUCAACAACUGUACUGCCCAAGGCUUCCAUCAACACCCCAUUGCCAGAUGUGCCACAGGAGGCCUUCAGCUUGUGUCCAACCUCAGCCAUCAUAAGUCUACAGCCUCCUGGGACCACCAGCUCAGAGCCUGCAUUGUCCACUCUAGCUUCUGCCACCACACCAGUGCCAGGCAGCACACUGGCAGCCAGCACCAGACAAGUGCCUCCUGCUCUUAUGGCACUCACAGAGAGGCCAGAUGCUGCCCCAGGGGUGACACCCAGCAUCUCCCUUGUCUCAGCCUCAGCCACAGCACUCUGGCCACCCUACAGGGCUCCUGCGCCAGGUGUGGAGCGGGACCAUGUCACCACGUGGAGCUUGUCCACAGUUGGCACCCAGCCUGCUCCCCAACAAGCUCCCACCUCUGCAGGUACCAUCCCACUUCCGAUGCCUCCUGUCCCCCCACUGAGAGACUGUACAAGCCCCUGGCCAGCCUCUCCACCCUUGACUCCCAGUGGCCAUCAUGCCUGGGGCUUUGUCCUGUGGUCCAGCCCACGGCACUGCCAGGUCUCCCUGGCCCUGGGCCUGGCCGCGCUGGUGCUGCAGGUGGCCUGCACGCUGCUAUGGGGGAUGCUCACCCUCCUCCUUCACCAAGCCACCCGCUGCCAGGGUGACCCCGUGCCACCGGUGAGGCUGCUGAGUCUCCAAGCCCUGGCUGCCCCGGGGUCCCCUGAGCAAGCCUGGGCACUGCUUUGAGCUUCAUCGCCCCUGCGUGACCUACCCAAUGCCCGUCAUCCUCCUAGGGGGUCUGGAGCCGUGCUGGUCACAGGGUGCAUAUGUCAUGGGGUGUGGACCAUCAUUGGUGGGGUUCGGUCACCCAGGAGAGGGUGUCCCACUACCCAUGCUGUUUUGGGGUGCCUCCCAGCUGGCCCCUGGAGAUGCUGUGAGCCUAGGGAGCCUGUGCAUGGUCACUGCCUGAUAGGCCCUUCUGCCAAGUGACGCUAGAUGGCAUCCCGACACAGGCAGUGGCUGCCAUCAUCUGCCCAGGGCCACCGGGAGCAGAGAGGCCCCUGAGUGGCCCUGGAGACUCUGCACCAAAAUGCCAGAGACCCUGCUCCCGGCCAGCUGAGACCUCGCCGGACCUCGAUCACAGCUCACUCUUGCUUGUAGUUUGGGGGUCCUGCCUGAAUGUCCUCCCCAUUGCUGGCAGGUACCUGCAGGCUGCAAGUGGUCCUUGGUGAAGGACAUCUCAAGACCUCCUGCCCUGCACCCUGGCUUCUUCCCCACAUCGCGUUACGGGAUGUGCCAGCACCUGUACGUCCGUCCCUCGUAACACCCUGACCUCUCUCCUUCUUCUCCCUUUCUUCCCUACUGAUAUUAAAGCCUCCUCUGCAUCUCUGCCAUUCACUCAA
Messenger RNA from Calidris pugnax (ruff), 5276 nucleotides. RefSeq lists its product as uncharacterized. The transcript is spliced from 4 exons. Gene Ontology annotation, cellular component: plasma membrane. The record is from RefSeq and is a predicted model, not a curated record. Gene Ontology annotation, molecular function: protein binding. Bases 124 to 4620 code for a protein of 1498 amino acids. NCBI's taxonomy places the organism in Eukaryota, Metazoa, Chordata, Aves, Charadriiformes, Scolopacidae.